AUGUGGCUGCUGCACCCCUUCUGGCUCUGCUUUCCCUUGUCUCUUGCUUUCAGUGGCCAGCUUGAGCCUCAGGUGUCGGGUGGUCCGGGCGUGCUCCGUUGUGGGCUGCAGAGUUUUCAGUUCACCAUAGACCUCCCCACCCGCGAAAUGGCUCCCGUGCUAACAGCGUGGGAUGAGCAGGGGCUGCCGCACCGGCUGGGAAAUAACUCCAAUUGUGGCACCUGGGUCAGGGAGGGACCCGGCGGCUCGGUGGUGCUGGAAGCAAGCUACAGCGGCUGCUACGUCACUGAGUGGGAAUCCCAGUACGUCAUGCCAGUCAGAGUGGAAGGGACAGAUGCUGCUGGACGCAAGAUGGUCAUGAAGAGGCGACUGCUCAGGUGUCCUGUGGACCGUCCAGCUCCAGACGCUCCAGAUGCUGACCUGUGUGACUCUGUGCCGGCGAGAGACAGGCUGCCCUGUGCACCUCCACCCAUCUCUCGAGGAGACUGUGAGGUGCUGGGCUGCUGCUACGGCUCGGCAGAGGAAGAGGCGGGCUCCUGUUACUAUGGAAACACAGUGACCUGGCACUGUACCCAAGAGGGCCGCUUCUCCAUUGCCGUGUCCCGGAGCGCGGCCUCGCCUCCGUUGCGCCUGGAUUCCGUGUACUUGGCCUUCGGGAACGACAGCGAAUGUGACCCUGUGAUGGCGACUCGCGCCUUUGUCCUGUUCCAGUUUCCAUUUACUUCCUGUGGCACCACGAGACGGACCGCUGGAGACCAGGUGGUGUACGAGAAUGAGCUGGUGGCCACUAGGGAUGUGAGGACCUGGGGUCGUGGCUCUAUCACGCGCGACAGCAUCUUCAGACUUCGAGUCAGCUGCAGCUACGCCAUAAACGGCAACACGUUCCCAGUUAAUGUCCAGGUUUUCAGUCUCCCGCCACCCCUUGCUAAGGCCCAGCCGGGAGCCCUCGCUCUGGAACUUCAGAUCGCCAAGGAUAAAAACUAUGGCUCUUACUAUGCUGCCCGGGACUACCCAGUGGUGAAGGUGCUCCGGGAUCCCAUCUACGUAGAGGUCUCCGUCCUGCACAGAACAGACCCCAACCUGGGGCUGCUCCUGCGACAGUGCUGGGCCACGCCCAGCCCCAGCCCCCUGCGUCGGCCUCAGUGGCCCAUACUGGUGGAGGGGUGUCCCUACGCUGGAGACAAUUACCAGACCCGCCUGAUCCCCGUGCAGGAAGCCCCUAGCCUGCCGUUUCCCUCCCACCGCCAGCGCUUCAGCAUUGCCACCUUCAGCUUUGUGGACCCUGCGAGGGCAAAGGAGGCUCUCGGGGGGCAGGUGUACCUGCACUGCAGUGUGUCAGUCUGCCAGCCUGCGGGGACAUCAUCCUGCAUGAUAACCUGUCCUGCCACGAGGGGAAGAAAAUCUGAGCUCUCUCUUCAGAACAAUACUGCUAGUAUCUCCAGCAGUGGCCCCAUGAUUUUACUCCAAGCCUUGAAAGACCCUCUGGAGAAACUCCGGGUCUUAGUGGAUGCCAAGGCUCUGUGGGUGGCAGGCCUUUCUGGUACCCUAAUCAUUGGACUCUUGUUGGUAUUCUACUUGGCUACCAGGAGACGGAGAUGA
Molecule: messenger RNA, 1599 nt
Organism: Sciurus carolinensis (gray squirrel)
Lineage: Eukaryota; Metazoa; Chordata; Mammalia; Rodentia; Sciuridae
Gene: Zp4
Product: zona pellucida glycoprotein 4
Exons: 13
Coding region: 1-1599 (532 amino acids)
Biological process (GO): binding of sperm to zona pellucida; prevention of polyspermy
Cellular component (GO): egg coat
Molecular function (GO): acrosin binding; structural constituent of egg coat
Source: RefSeq, a predicted model, not a curated record